Messenger RNA from Fraxinus pennsylvanica, 1272 nucleotides. The record is from the annotation of a GenBank genome assembly. NCBI's taxonomy places the organism in Eukaryota, Viridiplantae, Streptophyta, Magnoliopsida, Lamiales, Oleaceae.
AUGGCUUCAGCAGCAGUAGCUUCUGCAAAAUCGCUUAUUAAAAAAAAGUUAUUUCUCCACGCCAAUUCCCCACCUAAAUUCUCUCCCUUUUGCUUUUCCAUUUCAACAACUACAGCCGCUCUCAAGAACAAGAAUAAAGAUGCCAAAAUUCAAAAGAAGGAGCAGAAAUGGAAUAGCGAAGCAAAUUUAUUGGUGAAGAGACGAACGCGAUCGGAUAAGGAGCUGGACGAGGAGAUUUUCUUGAAGCAUUAUGGAAAUGGAGAUUCUGUUCAUGUCCCGGUCAUGCUUGGUGAAGUUCUCGAUGUGUUUGCUUCGGUGCGCCUUGAGUCUUUCGUGGAUUGUACUCUCGGUGCAGGAGGCCAUUCCUCUGCGAUAAUUAAGGCCCAUCCAGAGAUGAAAUUAUAUGUUGGACUAGAUGUUGAUCCUGUUGCACACGAGAUGGCUCAAUCUCGGUUAAAAGGGAUCGUGCACAAAGAUUCUUGUGACAGAACUUCAGACUUACAAGUGCAUACUUUUUUGAAGAACUUUAAAAGUAUUAAGUCUGUACUUCAUGAGAUUGAUGGGGAAGUUUUGGCUGCUGGUGUUCAUGGGAUUAUAAUGGACUUGGGAAUGUCAUCCAUGCAGGUAAACAAUUAUGAAAGAGGAUUUAGUGUGCUCAAUGAUGGGCCUCUUGAUAUGCGAAUGAAUCCUGAGGCAAGUUUGAAAGCAGAAGACAUUUUAAAUUCGUGGCCAGAUUCUGAAGUAGGACGGAUUUUACGUGAUUAUGGAGAAGAAAGUAAUUGGCACUCUCUUCAAAACAAAAUUGCCAAGGCUCGUUUAACCGGUGGACUUCAUUCUACUAGAGAACUAGUUGACCUAAUUCGGAACUCAACUUCUUGGACAAGAGGAGGUAGACAAGGUUGGAUUAAGACAGCAACAAGAGUUUUUCAAGCUUUGCGAAUAGCAGUCAAUGAUGAACUCAACACACUUAAAGAUUCCAUUCGUGCCUCUUUUGAUUCCCUUGCUUCCGGAGGAAGGCUUGCUGUCAUCUCAUUCCAUAGUCUGGAAGACAGAAUUGUAAAGCAAGCAUUUCUGAAUAUCGUGAACUGCAGUGAAGGUGAUUCUAUAAAAACUGAUACUUCCGACAGUGAAAAGGAAGCUUGGAUUAAACAGAUAGUACGAGGCCGGGAUGCAACUAUUUUGACGAAGAGACCCAUAACACCAUCCGAAAAAGAGGAGAAACUGAACACCCGAAGUCGGAGUGCUAAACUUAGGGUGAUUCAGAAGAUGUGA